AUGGAGGUUGCCGUUGAAAGCGGUGUUCCCCAAUGCUCAGUUCUUGGUCCUACUUUGUUCAUCAUUUACGUCAACGAUUGCGUGAGUGGACUGGAUUGUGGUGUCACCAUGUUUGCGGAUAACAUUAAAAUCUGGAGCGUCAUUCGAACUGCAGAUGACGAGGAGCAUUUGCAGGCGAACCUAAACCGACUCCACCAGUGGUCAAAGACCUGGCUUCUGCCGUUCAAGGAGAAAAAGUGCAAUAUUCUACGAGUCGGCAGAGCUCGCUCUCCGAACCAUAUGGCCUACUCCCUAAAUGGUAUACCACUGCCAGAAGUGGACUCGCAGAAGGACUUGGUAGUGUGGAUUACGACCUCGCUCAAACCCUCUCUGCACUACACGAAGUCUGCAAUGUCAGUCCUCUACUUUGUCAAGCGGGCUUUCUCCGACGUUGAUGAAGACUGCUUCGCUAAAGUCUUCCGAACGUUUGUGCGUCCGCAACUAGAAUUUGCUAUCCAAGCUUGCAGACCCUGGACCGCGAAGGACCUCAGCAUCCCUGAAAGGGUUCAAAGGCGUGCAACGAAACUUGUGGCAGGACAGGGUUCACUACCAUUUGCAACCGGUUAG
This is a messenger RNA of Spirometra erinaceieuropaei, 606 nucleotides long. NCBI's taxonomy places the organism in Eukaryota, Metazoa, Platyhelminthes, Cestoda, Diphyllobothriidea, Diphyllobothriidae. The record is from the annotation of a GenBank genome assembly.